AUGAGCACUAAGAGUCUCAUGUACGUCUUCCUUGUUGAAGAGAGCCCUGACUGUGACAAGUACAUCGUUGACGGAAGCAGGAAGCCUCGUCACAAAUCUAAGCUAUGGCUCUUCAACUGCAUCUUCAUGAUCCUUCCCUACACCAUCUUCGUCAUAAUGAACUUCAUUUGGCGCAUAACCUACAUCAACGACGAGGGCGUGUGUAUCAUUGGUAUGCAAAAGAUUGCUAUGAUGCCGCUCAUCAUCUUUGAGGUCAUCGUCAACGUCUACCUUACUCUCCUUUUCAUUAUUCCUCUCCGUGGAUUGCACUCCUACCAAACAAACGCGAACCCGGUACUCAAGCGUAUGGCUUUCCGCUCGUUCAUCGGAUCAUGCGCGACGCUCACAACUUCCGUCAUCAACCUUACAAUCCUGAUGGUAAUGAAGGGCGAGCCUGGCUGGAUCUGCCUCAUGUGUUGCAACGCCGAUAUCCUAUUCUGCGUCGUCGUGCUUCACUGGGUCACCUCCAAGGAGCAGAAGGAAGAAUCGGCCGCGCGCUCGGGCAUUGCCACCGGCAGCAAACCUGCCAACGGCACCAUCGGCUCUCACAUGUCGCGCUCCCGCCGUGUGUCCAUCACCGAAGUCGAGCUCGAGAUGGACAAGCAAAAGGGUUCGAUCACCUCCAACUCCUCGGCUAUACGGCCAGAUUCCGCGCUGAAUCAGCACCUGGGUCGCCAAACGACGAUUACGACGGAGAUCAAGAGCGUGGCACCACAGGGAGUGUAUCAGAGAUACAGGAGUGAGUGGGACUCUGAGCCAAAGAAGGGGCAGAAGGAAGAUGAAGUGGAGUUGAGGAAUAUCCGUGUACAAACCGUCCAGACGAGGGAAGUGGAGGUGGAUGGAGAUAGAAGUCUAAGCCAUAGUGCUGGAGCGAGCACAGAUGGUGACGGUGAUGAUUGGAGCCGCAGGGGCGUGGUCGUUGAGAGAAUUGUUUGA
Parastagonospora nodorum SN15 is the source of this 975-nucleotide messenger RNA. RefSeq lists its product as hypothetical. The transcript is spliced from 3 exons. The record is from RefSeq and is a predicted model, not a curated record. Lineage: Eukaryota; Fungi; Ascomycota; Dothideomycetes; Pleosporales; Phaeosphaeriaceae. The coding region runs from base 1 to 975 and encodes 324 amino acids.